AUGAAUUACGAUGCGAGCCAUUUGUCUGCUGAGCAGCGACCGGUGAUAGACGAACCUAUGAAUAGUGUCGAGAAGCCUAUUCAAGAAAUUAAGAUGGAUGAGGUCGAAUCAGGGAGCAAAAUUAUUCUGAAGCAAUCUCUAUCACUCAGAUAUUGGAUAUCCAACUGGCAAGAGCUGAGAGAAUAUCACAUUUUGCGAAAAGCUGAGGGGAAUCGUUUGAUGUUUCUUUCGGACGCAGAGCGGAUGAAAGCAAAAAUUCACCGUAUCCGAAGCACUCAAGGAUCGAUGAAGAUGGAAAACUUGCGUAUGCGACAACAACUGGCGGGGCUUCCGUCAUUCCAAACACAUACGCUGAAACAGCUGAAAGUGAUUAAGCAGUGGCAUGGCGAGCAGCAAUGA
Plasmopara halstedii is the source of this 399-nucleotide messenger RNA. RefSeq lists its product as uncharacterized. The coding region runs from base 1 to 399 and encodes 132 amino acids. The transcript is spliced from 2 exons. Lineage: Eukaryota; Oomycota; Peronosporomycetes; Peronosporales; Peronosporaceae. The record is from RefSeq and is a predicted model, not a curated record.